GCGGGAUCUCCGUCCCGGCGGGGGGCGGGGGCGACCGGAAUUGCACCCGGAGACCCCAGCUUCUUCCUAGGCAGGCCUACGAGACGACUGUGAGGUUGGGACCCCAAGCCCGCGGGAUCCCCGGGCGGGGUGCGGAGCCGCCAGGAUGACUGGGAGGUUGCCAGACGCGGAGAGAUGCGGGCCGCAUGCGGGUCCCCUGGCUGCUAGGGAGUGCUGAAGGGAAGGAACAGGGCUGCAGGCGGGUUCCUCCAGGGAGACCCAGGGGAGGAGGGGAGCUGGGCCCUCCCGUGUGCGGGUGUGACAGAAAGAGUCAGAAACAGCCGUUUCUGCGUGGCACUCGCCAUUGCUCAUGCCCCAGAUGUUUAAGGGAACUUGACAGUCAAACCCCCAAACCCACCCCCUGGAAAUGUUUCCCACAGCCAGAGACAGCGUUACGGUAAUUCUACGAGAUCUCUUUUCUCUGACCGCCCCUUAUAUGAAAACAAAACCAAAAGACCACAAGGUUCGGCCAGGAGAGCAUCGUUUGGCUCCUCUGCCACCUGACAGAAAGGAAGUGGUUUCUCUGUCCUCCGGACCCACAGGCCCACCUCACCACCCCAGCUCCAAGCAGACAGACAACCCUUCCCAAAUCCUGCCACUGGAGACAUCAGUAGAGCUGAGGCCGCCCCCGCCACCGCCUAGGCCACCGUCAGCCCUCACUGCCCAUGAAGUUCUCCACUCUCCAACUUGGGCUCAGCUAACCUUCACUAACCGUCCCAUCUCCACCCCAUUCAUCUCUCUGGAGGCCACCAGGCCUUCCUGCCCUUCCCAGUUGGCCAAGUGUUUGAGCACACAGACCAGAUAGAGCCCCGAUGGCUCCCUCACCAACUCCUCCCAAGCCUGAGGGUCUGGGCAGCUCUGGGCAGCGCCAGGGCAAGUCCAGCACAGUCCUACCACCUGGGCUGCACAUACUCCCUGAAUCUUGCUUCCACCACGGCUCCCCUGGCCCCUCUGCAGCCAGCCUUCCUGCCCUGCCUCUCAGACCCUCCCCAAGUGGGCACCAUCUUGUCUUUGCAGGAGGGUCCCUCUUUGCCAACACUACCUUGACCAACUGUGUCCUGGUCCCUGCUCCCUUGCAGGGACCGUCUCCUGGCCCAAGAGUAGAGGCAGCCAGCCAGCGCCUUGUCCACCCCGUCAGCCCCCACACCGGCUCCACUACAGCAGCAUUUAACUCACUGGACAAGAAUCUCCCCCGACUUAGGCCACUCCCCCACUGAACAUCCUCAUCUUUCAUCUUUGAUCCUUAAGUACCAAAUGCAGUCUUACCUUAGGGCCCAGGAAGCGUUCACUGGAUGCAGGACAGAGGAUGGAUCCUCUGAGGGGGCGAAGGUUGUGCCUUUUACCCUUCCAGAGGCUGGACAGUGUCUUCAUCAACCCCAUGGGCUCACUUCUGUUAUGUAGUGGAGCAAAAAGAGGAAAAAACAAAUGCAUUUCCCAAUGAUACCAUUCUAAAUUAUUUGGAGCCAGCCAAUGGAUUGGUUAGUGAACAACAUUUCUCUGAAUUCUCCCCAAGGGAAGGGACAUUCCUGUGAUUGAAGUGCUCACAAGCUGUGCUGCUAGCUGCAGAUGUGGGUGGGGGCCGGGGUGGUGGUGACCAAGUUUCCAAGUCGGCCCUCUUGUAAAUGACCUAGUAAUUGGCAUACCCGGGCAGGAAAAGAAGAGCGCAGAGCUGUUCUCUGGGGACCCUGUUGGUCAGUAAAAGCUGUGCGUCCAUGGCCUGGCGCAAAACAAAGAGGAAGGGACCCCCCAAAAGAGAGAGCCUCCCCCCUCCCCAGGACCCUCCCAGAGAAUCCACUUAGGGACUGGCAUGGGCAGAUCAAGUUUGGGGCAUUUCCUCAGCCACGGACCCUGGUAAACACCCUCUAUUCCGCCCUCCCACCCCCAACCUGGCUCCCUGGGACCUAGGAACGCUGAUCUGUUUGUAAUAGCCUUAAGUAGGCUUUUCACUGGGCCCAUGCGGGCCUGAAGGUACAAGUUAAUAUCUGAUGCUAAGUGAGCUGUGAGGUGCCUAUGCCCUUGAAGCCUGCCCUACAGAUUAAUUAGAGCUGAUCCUGAGGGCUGCUGCAGGGCCAGCCCCUUGGGCCACACAAGACCGCCAAUCCCCUAUUUGGAUUACUGGAGAUUUGCGUUUAAAUUCACAAAUCUCGAAAGAUCAGCCCUUCUGAUCUUCAUCCUGUGUUACUGUCAAACCACAUGUCUACUGGGAUGACUCGAGGGGUCUCCAGACUCCAUUUCUUGAAAAGAAUAAACCCCCAAACCAUGUUCAUGUCAAUUGACCAAUUUGAUUUUUCAUUUUGCUAGUUUCCACUGCACCCUGGAUGUAGCUUCAGCAAGUUAUAAAUCAGUUAUUUUCAGGGUGAACUGUGCUGAUUUAAAUUGAAGUGAGAUUUGAGAAAUUAGCAGCUGCAUGGAAACACUGAUUUCAUGGUUGGCACCUGGCUGUUGGAAAGCAAUUUGGAGUCUUCAGGCUCCAUUCUCUCGUUUAAGACCCCAAUAGGGUGGAGAAGGCAAUGGCAACCCACUCCAGGAUUCUUGCCUGGAGAAUCCCAUGGACAGAGGAGCCUGACGGGCUACAGUCCAUGGGGUCACAGAGUUGGACACGACUGAGCGACUAACAGGAUGGGCAUGUCUCCACGUGAAGAUGAACAAGUUGGAAAAGUCAGGUGGUGUGCUUAGAAUCGCAUGGCUGGGUCAAAUCCAGAAGUAUCAGGUCCUAGAAGCUUCCAAAACGCUACAACCCCCUUGUUGAAGGUAGGCGUUUAGGUGCUUUCGGCCAGCCUUGGAAUUCUGUUCACCCAAGAGCCAUGCUCAGUUGGAGCUUUUCUGAGCUCAGGAGAGGAGACCAGAUACCAGCUUUGUGGAGGAACACUGGACGCUGAGGUGGGUCCUAAAGAUGCACCCGCUUGACCCUUCUUUCCCACAGGUGGUCCCUACAUUCCUGAGUGGGGACAAGCCUCAGAGGCCAGGGCCCCACCCUCGUGCACCCCUGGAUCCCGUGGCCCUGGCACAGGGUGUACAUAGCGGGCCCCCAGGGAAGGUAGAAGGGACUUGGGAGUCUGGCUUCUCCAUGCGUGGGGGACCCUCGGGUAUAUCUGAGUGUCUCUCCCGCCCCCAGCCUGGCCCCCACCAUGAGCGCCGAGCUCAACGUGCCUGUGGACCCCUCUGCUCCCACCUGCUCGGAACCCGGCCACAAGGGCAUGGAUUACCGGGACUGGGUUCGCCGCAGCUACCUGGAACUGGUCACCUCCAACCACCACUCCGUGCAGGCGCUCUCCUGGAGGAAACUCUACCUGAGCAGGGCCAAGCUAAAGGCCUCCAGCCGGACAUCUGCCCUCCUCUCGGGCUUUGCCAUGGUGGCCAUGGUGGAGGUGCAGCUGGAGACGCAAUACCAGUACCCGCGGCCGCUGCUCAUUGCCUUCAGCGCCUGCACCACGGUGCUGGUGGCCGUGCACCUGUUCGCCCUGCUCAUUAGCACGUGCAUCCUGCCCAACGUGGAGGCCGUGAGCAACAUCCACAACCUCAACUCCAUCAGCGAGUCCCCGCACGAGCGCAUGCACCCCUACAUCGAGCUGGCCUGGGGCUUCUCCACCGUGCUGGGCAUCCUGCUCUUCCUGGCCGAGGUGGUGCUGCUCUGCUGGAUCAAGUUCCUGCCCGUGGAUGCACGCCACCAGCCGGGCCCCCCGCCAGGCCCCGGCGGCCACACGGGCUGGCAGGCCGCCCUGGUGUCCACCAUCAUCAUGGUACCCGUGGGCCUCAUCUUCGUGGUCUUCACCAUCCACUUCUACCGCUCGCUGGUGCGCCAUAAGACCGAGCGGCACAACCGCGAGAUCGAGGAGCUGCACAAGCUCAAGGUGCAGCUGGACGGGCACGAGCGCAGCCUGCAGGUGGUGUGAGCGCAUGCGCUCCCGGCGCGGCCGCCGCCGCGCCUGCGUCACUUGGCGUGGACCGGAACUCGCCUGCCUCCUGGACAGUUUCAGACACGCGGAUAGCCAACCGGGCUGCCGAGUCUCUGCCAGACGGUUCUAGACCAAAGUUCUACUUCUGUCUUAAUGCUGUUAAGACCUGGCUCGUUUUCCCUCAGAGGAUGGAACUCUUCAGUUAAAGGGGAGACUGAUGGCUAAGAGCUCAGGGUAGAGAAAGGCUGAGUCCUUGGCCGUGGGGCCUUCCUGAGGCAAGGAGGCCGGGCUCUGGGUUGUAACGGGUGGUCACGGGUCUCCUCAGAGACAUGGACCGAGUGGCCAGCUCGGGGCGGGAGCCUGGCAGGGGCCUGGAGAGUCAAGGCAGCAUCCUGAGUUCAGGGAAGGGAUUGCACCUUGACUCUGGAGCUGGGCUGGUGGCAGCCUGGGGGCAUGAGUGAUGCUACCACCCUGCUAUGAAUAGACUGGGCGCAGGAUUAACGGCUUGGCCUGGUGCUUCCCUCCCUGCCCUGGAGGGAGUUGGGUGGCCUCGCCUGUGGGGUGGGUGGGGGAGGGGAGGCAGGAACCUGGGUAGGGUAAGUCAGCCCAGCAAGUGCAUCAGACUAGUCAGGCCUUGGAUGAGAUGUCCAAGGUCGGAGGCCUGUGAGGUCAAGAGGCCUGUCUCUAGGCAUCCCAGGUGAGGUGCCCACUUGAGGUGGCUAACUGAGGGGUGACCUGAAGCAGCCUGGGCUCGAAUUCUCUCUUCCCAGACAGCAGGAUCCCUGGCCACACUGACCCAGCAGGGCCACCAGGUUGGGGAAGGGGACCCCAGUCCAGAGAGGCCCUUAUCUCAACCCCAGACGGUCCCAAGCUGUCAGCCCUCCGAGCUGCGGUUACAGAGGGUUGGACACUGGCCAGGCAGCUGAGCUCACCUGUCUCCCUGCUGCCUGGGGCCCCUGCUGUGGGAGGGGGGCAGCCUGGGGGACUUCGUGUCUGGACAAGGCCGUGGCCUGGCCUGGUCCGUGGGUGGUGGUGUCAGAGGCCAGCCCUGGCCACAUUUGGGUUCUGCUUAUGACAGCAGGGAGGGCGAGGUCCCAUGUAGUGCUCCCCAGGGGCCCCCCAGGCCUUCCGGCCACACCCACCCAGCUCAUACUUCUAGUCAUGGUUUCUGGUGUUUUCCAGAUGGCAUCUGGUAGGCCUGAGCCCACGUCUUGGGGCAGAACGUAUACGUGCUACAGCCCAGCUCCUCUGUGAGCUUGCUGUGCCCUGAGCUGCUUUUAAGAACCACGUGUACAUACUGGCCAGCAGCCGCCAGAGAGGGGUGCCUUUUCUUUUGUUUCCACAGUCAUCGGACUUCAUGCUCCGAUGGCAUUUCUGUCCACAGCCCAGUAGCUCUGUGGUGUCUGGGUUGUGUGUGCCAGGAAACGCUGGUGGGCCUGGUUGAGGUUUCUGAGACUAUGACAUACUGUCGAGAACGUAAACCUUAACACAUCACUCUGAAAUGCUGAGAACCACCAGUGCAAGUCGUGGCAUUUACGGGGAGCCUGGAUGUCAUGUCCUGUGGGGCCAGAGGAGAGCCCUGGUGCCUUCCGAAGGGUGUGUCUCUCAUAUCCUCUGCUGACAUCUGUCGUGACUUGCUCGCUCCCUGGCGCAUGUCUCCUCUCCUCUUGGAGCCUUGUUGAAAAGGCUUGUCUGGUUUAACGUGUUUGCUCUGUGCAAGGUCACUGGCGUCACUGCAAGACCACCACUGUGUGUCCUGGUAGGGACCAGCUCUUCCCCACUGCUGGAGGGGGCAGCAGCCCCUUCCUCUAGCCUGAGCCUUUUGAGAGGGGCCUCGCGGCGCUCACUGCGACCCACUGUCCUGGGCUGCCUGGCGCCCCUGCCCUGUGAGCCAGGCCCAUGGAGUGCCCAGCUCCCCCACAUCGUGGCAAGCACACCCCAGGUAUCAGCCAGGAGCCCGCUGUUAAUGCCUGGCCCAUGGCGGUGGUGGGAGGGGAGCUUCCUAACCUGGCCACAUCAGGGUCACCUAGGUGCCAGGGGCAGUGGCACACAGGCAGGGAAGAUGCCGCAUGACAUGUUUUAGACACUGAUUAGGAGAACAGUGUUCUUGCAAUUUCUUUUUUUCAUCCAGCACGUUUUCCCAGCUCCAGCCUUUCUAGUUCCCAGAGGUAUGGGGCAAACAGUUUCUGUGAGAACAGAGCUGACCACGGGUUGGGGACUGGUGAUGGGGGUCACUCUCAGAGUAGCCCAGAGCAUCCUCUGAGGCUGGAGAGUAAGCUAUUUGGAGCUGCAGCAGGGCAGUCUGGGAAGGAGAGGGAAGCAUAUUUACAGGCUAGAAAUUCGGUUCCUGGAGGUUUAGCCUGAUUGUGAAGAGGGUUCCGAGUAUAGUGGCCUCUCUAUGGUGAGAGGAGUGGUGUGGGCUUGCCCUAUUUUCCUCUGAAAGGAGCCUUCCUGGUGCUCAUAAAACAAAUGCCCGCAGAUAUACACAGAGGCCAUUUCCAAAGUGGAACACAGUCUCCAUUUAGUACCUGACCAGAAGCAAACUCACGGUUUCUAUUUUGGACAAACUGCCAGGGCAGAAUGUAUUUCAGUGUCUUCUAGGAAGGUGCGUGCAGGACAAAACCACACAAGCCUGAGUGGAUUGAGGUUCAUCUACAGACCUUAUCUGUCUUGUGCUGAGAAAUGCACUAUGCAUGACGUCAUGGAGACCACAUGUGGUGUGCACCCUGCCCCCGUCCUAUACAUGGAUUUUUAAAAAACUGUUGCCCUGGAUUGAACUGAAUAAAUAAAGCUAUAACUUGC
Capra hircus (goat) is the source of this 6737-nucleotide messenger RNA. It is a transcript of the gene ORAI2, whose product is annotated as ORAI calcium release-activated calcium modulator 2. The transcript has 3 exons. Gene Ontology annotation, biological process: store-operated calcium entry. Bases 3168 to 3932 code for a protein of 254 amino acids. The record is from RefSeq and is a predicted model, not a curated record. Gene Ontology annotation, molecular function: store-operated calcium channel activity. NCBI's taxonomy places the organism in Eukaryota, Metazoa, Chordata, Mammalia, Artiodactyla, Bovidae. Gene Ontology annotation, cellular component: membrane.